AUGCGGUGGGCGGGUGGAAGCCUGAGGUCGCCCCCGGAGCCCACAUACCGCGACGUCAGGCUGUGGGAGGACAACUUGCCACAGCAUAACCUAUCCCUGCCUUAUCCGGAAGGAGAAAACGGGCGCUAUGUCAAGUUCUCGACACAGGUCGCGGGUUUGGGAUGGAACAACGUCCUCAACGAGCUACUACUAUGCGCGCAUCUAGCGUAUGACUCCGGUCGGGCUUACGUCUUCCAAGAAUAUAAAUGGGCUGCCGAGCAUUAUCCUUGGCCGGUCCGCGUCUGGCCAUGGCAGGGCGGUCCGAGCAAACCGCGCACGCCGCUGAACGCGCUCGUUUCCGGUCCCACCGCGGGCGGGAACUGGGACGACGGGGAUGAAGCGCCUCGGUCCGUCAGCGACAGGUGGUGGAAUACCGUAUGCGCAGACCCGGAUGACGUCGAGAUCAUCUGGUCGGAUGACGCAAAGAAGGGCAUGCGGGACGUGCCCGGGGACGAGGUAUUCCGCCACUGGUCUUCGCUUUUGCGUCGGUCCACGAAGAAGUGCGUCGAAGUCAAGGAAGGGCCGUCAGGGGACGAUGGGACGCCCCAGGUGUUUGACCUUUGGAUACUGGGCUCGAAGCGCAUAUUGCCGCUCUGGGACAUGUUCAAAGAUUCACCCACGUCCCGGCUGCUCUCCGUGUCGCCCAUCGUCGCGUCCGCCGUCGCGCGCAAUGAACACCUCUUCCUCCCGCGGGGUGCCAGCGCCCGGCGCGGAUCCCCCAAUCCCUACGACCGCAUGAUGGCCCUCCACAUGCGUCGCGGGGACUACGUCGGCCAGUGCCGCCAUUUUGCUAGGUACGGCUCGAGCUUCUAUGGUUGGAAUCAGCUGCCGUUCUUGCCCGACCGGUUUGAAGUUCCGUCUGGCGGGGAGACGCCGGAGAGGACGGAUAUUUACAUGCGGAGGUGCUGGCCGACGCUGGAGCAAACGCUAGAGAAGGUGCGCGAGGCGAGGGACGCGUAUAUUCGGGAGCACGAUCCCGCAUUGGGUUCUACCACGGUGCUCGACGUCGUGCACGUUUUGUCUGAUGGCGACGAAGAGUGGCUUAGGGCGCUCGAAAGAGGCUUGCGUGACAGUGGGUGGGGAACGGUGGUCACUUCCAAGGACCUCGCGUUGGACAGCGAGCAGACCGGCGUCGGCAUGACCGUGGACAUGGAGAUCGCGCGCAAGGCCGCAGUGUUUAUCGGCAAUGGGUGGUCAUCCUUCACCAGUAACAUCAUCCACCGAAGACUAGUGGAUGGGAGGGAGAACAUCUCCAACCGUUUUUGGUAG
This is a messenger RNA of Punctularia strigosozonata HHB-11173 SS5, 1308 nucleotides long. RefSeq lists its product as uncharacterized. NCBI's taxonomy places the organism in Eukaryota, Fungi, Basidiomycota, Agaricomycetes, Corticiales, Punctulariaceae. The record is from RefSeq and is a predicted model, not a curated record. The transcript is spliced from 5 exons. The coding region runs from base 1 to 1308 and encodes 435 amino acids.